AUGCUGCAACUCCGAAAUCGCCUCCUUCCUCUGCUCUGCGCCGCCUCCACGCGACACUCCCCAAUCCACCCCCGCGCAUGGCGCCUCCUCUCUGCCUCCACCACCCUCCCUGUGGCCUUCUCCCUCGAGGACUACCUCGUCGCUGCCUGCGACCUCGCCCCAGCUCAAGCCCGCGAGGUGUCCAAGAAGUUGUCCCGCGAGUUAUUAUCCAAUGGAUCUAGGAGAUCAUUGGAUGAGCUCUCCUACUCCCGCCUCAACUCCGCCUUCAACCCCGAUGCCAUCCUCGCGCUGGCCUCGCCCGCGCCGACAUCGCCACCGUCGUCUCCGCGGACCCGCUGCUCCUCCGCGCUUCUGUGA
Miscanthus lutarioriparius is the source of this 357-nucleotide messenger RNA. The record is from the annotation of a GenBank genome assembly. NCBI's taxonomy places the organism in Eukaryota, Viridiplantae, Streptophyta, Magnoliopsida, Poales, Poaceae.